AUGAACUCGGAGAACCUCCCAUCUAUCGAGGAUAUGUAUGACGCCCAGGAAAAUUUCGAAUAUCGUCUGGUGCCGCUACGUAAGGACGUCCCUGACAUCUCUCGUCGAACUCGACCUGGAGACAAUCCGACGAAUGGCAACGGGGAUGAAACAGUCGAGGCCACGUAUUUUCAGUACCCAUUUGACACCUUCCCGCCGGUUAUUUCGGGGGCCAAACCCCAUUUCGUCGUGCGAUACUGGCAGAAAGCUGGACUUGCGUUAUAA
Molecule: messenger RNA, 264 nt
Organism: Heterobasidion irregulare TC 32-1
Lineage: Eukaryota; Fungi; Basidiomycota; Agaricomycetes; Russulales; Bondarzewiaceae
Exons: 2
Coding region: 1-264 (87 amino acids)
Source: RefSeq, a predicted model, not a curated record